Messenger RNA from Abrus precatorius (Indian licorice), 588 nucleotides. RefSeq lists its product as uncharacterized. The record is from RefSeq and is a predicted model, not a curated record. The transcript has 4 exons. Lineage: Eukaryota; Viridiplantae; Streptophyta; Magnoliopsida; Fabales; Fabaceae. Bases 55 to 588 code for a protein of 177 amino acids.
GCUGGAUUGGGACGAGAAAUGAUGCUAAUUUCCUUGCUUGUGCUAGGUUUUUAGAUGCAAGGGGGCAGCUUUAGUUGGUUUUUACUUGUUCCUGGUAGUUUAUUGCUGCUUCCCUACAUGGUUGGGGGGCAGGGUAGCAAGCUUAUAGUUAAUUUGCAAAACCACCAAUUCAAUUUAUUGGAGGCUCCUCCGGAAGAGGCCUUUGUCAGAAGAACCCUUAUGAGAUCUGAAGGAUCAAGAUUCCGGAUAGAGUCAGGUUUGCCAAAGAAUCUUGCAUAUUUAUUAAUUAUUGGGGGCACAGCAGCUGUUUUUCAGUUGAGAAUUGAACAGGUAAAGAAAAUUGGUCGUGGACUCGCCGAAGCUCUGUAUUUUGUUUUGGGUCAACACCGAAGCCGACGCCCCGUUGGCCAAUCAGUUGUAGAAACCGUUUAUGGCUACAGUGGAGAGUUCAUGACUAGAGUUGUUUCUGCGGCGGUAGAAGCUACUUUGUUUUUCUUUUCUUUUCAAAAUAAAAAAUCUGGAAGGUACCGUCACUCACAGGUUUGCCCUGUGAAAACUUUACCAGAGUCUCUAGUGUCAUUUGGAUAA